Messenger RNA from Macrosiphum euphorbiae (potato aphid), 1491 nucleotides. The record is from the annotation of a GenBank genome assembly. NCBI's taxonomy places the organism in Eukaryota, Metazoa, Arthropoda, Insecta, Hemiptera, Aphididae.
AUGCCUCUUUCUGCCGGUGAAAUUGAGCGCGCAGAGCGGUUGCUUAAGCGCACAAUCGCUAAACGCGAUAUGUUAGUGUCACAAGUUCAAUUGUUAUGUGACUUGGCGCAUAAGGUUGCAACAGAUAAGGAUGUCCUGCCGUUGUUUCGCGCUAGGAAAAAGGACAUUGGUGGUUUGCGCACCCAAUGUUCGCUCGAGCAAGACUCUAUUCUUGAAAUUUUGAUUCAACUCCAACGCGAGGAAGAGUAUAACUCAAUUCAUGUACCUAUUGGGAACAAGCUGUCGGAAAACUAUUAUCUGAUUAUGGCGAUUUCCGACGACGUUCUCGUCGAACCUUCUGUGCGUUCAGAACCAACCGGUGUUAAUACCGCGCGCAUACAGUCGCGCAUACAGUUACCAAAAAUAGAAUUACCUUCAUUUGACGCUCGUGCUAACUCUACUGUUGUGCUAGGCACCGCGAUCGUUCACAUUAAGGAUGCGUGGGGACAAACUCAUGCAGUUCGUGCACUUCUAGACAGUGGCUCUCAACUUUCAGCCAUGACAAACAAUUGCUCAGCUCGACUUGGGUUACCCCGAAAUCGUUUCCAGUCCAACAUCGUUGGACUCGGACAAAGCCCUAUUACUCAAAUUCAAGGUGUCACUAGGUGUCAAUUCACUUCACAUUUUGAUUCAAAAUACGUGUUUCCCACAGUAGAUAUGGUUGUUUUACCGCACAUCACGGCAGCCAUGCCGUCCGCACAUGUGCCGUCCAACGCUGGCGUUGAACAUUAUGCGGGUUUCCCAUCGGCUCUGGACACCAAAAUUGGUUGGAUAAUCUUUGGAUCCUUUUCUACAUCAAAUACCCCGCCGUUAGUCGCUCUUACAACCGCCGUCGAUCAGUCAAUCAACGAUCAACUGUCACGUUUUUGGGAAAUCGAAGAACCUGCCGCCUCUGUAUCACCCACCACUGAAGACCAAUGGUUUGUCGGUGCCGACACGGAAGAGCAACUUCUACGUCGAAAAGAGGCAAUCGUCGGUUUGCUCCACAACGGGGCUUGUGAACUGAGCAAAUGGACCAGCAAUAGUGCUCUCGUCCUAGGGUCCAUCAGUCCUGACCAUCGUGCGAAUUCCGUAUCAUUUGACCCACGGGAUGAACAUUCGCUUCCGGAAGAACAGUGGCCAAAGUCCAAAUUCUCUCCAUUAAGUCCGGACCAGUUGCCCGAAACUAGACCUAAUGUUACCACAGUGUUAACCGUCAAUGUUCAAUCACCGUCGCUAGAGUUGUUCAGUCGUUUUUCGUCACUCAGCAAAUUGCAACGAGUUUUGUCAUUUGUCCUCCGAUUUUUGCGUCGUCUCCGUCGCCAGUCUGUCAACUUUGGACCGUUGACAUUAGCGGAACGCGAAGCAGCAUUAUUUGUCGUCGUACAACGGACUCAACAACACCACUUCUCGGAUUUGUCAAAUAUGUUAAAAACCAAGUCUGAGCUUGUGCGGUUGCCUAUCGAACCGUGA